Drosophila persimilis is the source of this 5739-nucleotide messenger RNA. It is a transcript of the gene raptor, whose product is annotated as regulatory-associated protein of mTOR. Bases 601 to 5679 code for a protein of 1692 amino acids. Gene Ontology annotation, molecular function: protein-macromolecule adaptor activity; protein binding. Gene Ontology annotation, biological process: regulation of autophagy; positive regulation of protein serine/threonine kinase activity; cellular response to amino acid stimulus. The record is from RefSeq and is a predicted model, not a curated record. Gene Ontology annotation, cellular component: TORC1 complex; cytoplasm. The transcript is spliced from 3 exons. NCBI's taxonomy places the organism in Eukaryota, Metazoa, Arthropoda, Insecta, Diptera, Drosophilidae.
GUUAAUGCGUAUUUCGUUAAAUUUUUUGAUAGCAGAGUGGAUUUGGUUUGAUUUGAGUAUUUUCGUGUGCGCAUUUGUGACUGGAAAAGCAAUUGAGUGAAGCAGUUGGUGGUCAACACGCGGUAGUGGAACCAAAAGAUUUUGAUGGAACCACACAUCGGGUUUCGGGUGAAUUGUAAAACGUAAAAACGUGAGGCGACGAAACGAAUCUUGGAGGUCCGUCGUCGUCAGAAGGCAGCGGGCAGUCCACUGCAUGCGUGCGUGUGUGAGUGUACCAUUAUAUGUGUUCGCGUGUGUGUUUGCGUGUUUGGGCGAGCGAGAGUGCAAAAAGUGUUUGGUUAUGUGCAGCAUAGUCGCUGAGAAAAACGGAUUCUGCCGUUGAAACUGCAAUCGGAGACGUAAUCGCCCUCGUCACGGGGAUGUCCCGUGCCUAGACCAAGGCCUCCCCAGCACAGUCCGACAGCCCCCUGCACACCACCACACCCCCACACCACACCACACAACAACAGCACCACAGCAGCUCUCGACACCACGCCACACCACACACAGUGUGUGUGAUUCGGAUCGGAUCUUGUGUGCGUGUGAAUUCGAAAUUGAAGCAUGCUCGAGUCGCGUUACAGCGCCAUGCCCAGUGCAGCCUCCAACGCAGAUGCCGUCGCCACCGCCGUGGGCGUCGAUGAAAGCAGCAACAACAGCGGCGGUGGCGGCAGCGGCAGCGGCAGCGGCAGCGGUGAACCGCUGCUGUACGCCAAUAACCGCACGAACAGCAACAAUAGCAACAAUAGCAACACCAGCAACAACAGCAGCAGCAAUGGAAGCGCUGUCGACAUUGGCAGCCUAAUGAUUGGCCAGGAUGGCCCGUCCAAUCCCAGUCACAAGACAAUCACCUCGGCCUCGAACAGGCCGCCGAAUGAGCGCGAAUGGGAACGGGAGUGGGAGCGGGAAUGGGAACGCGAAUGGGAACGGGAUCGUGGCGAUCGCGAGGGCGACCGCAGCCAGUACGCCGGUGGCCCGUCGCUGCUCGUCCAGCUCUUUCACUUUGAUGUGGUGCCCAGCAGCUUCCAUUUCGGGCAUAGCGAGCACGACGACUCGGGCAUCUCGUUCUCGUUCUCCGCCAAGCGGCAUCUGGAGCUUAUCGAGGGACUGAAGUACGAGCGUCAGGCAUGGCGCAUCCGGGAGCGCAUGAAGACGGCCAGCGUGGCGCUGGUGCUCUGCCUGAACAUUGGUGUGGAUCCGCCGGAUGUGGUGAAGAUACAACCCUGCUCCCGCCUCGAAUGCUGGAUUGAUCCCAGCUCUGUGUCGCCGCCGAAGGCCAUGGAGCUGAUCGGUAGCAAUCUACAGAUGCAGUACGAACGGUGGCAGCCCCGUGCCCGCUACAAGAAGUGCCACGAUCCCACCGUCGAUGAUGUGAAGAAGCUCUGCACCUCGCUGCGUCGCAACGCCAAGGGGGAGCGCAUCCUCUUCCACUACAAUGGGCAUGGGGUGCCCAAGCCGACGGCCAAUGGAGAGAUUUGGGUGUUCAACAAGACCUUCACGCAGUACAUACCCCUGAGCAUCUUUGAGCUGAUCACAUGGAUGUCGGCGCCGUCGAUCUAUGUGUACGAUUGCUCCAAUGCGGGGAUCAUCAUCAACUCCUUCCAGCCGUAUGCUGAGCAGCAUGAGCACGAGCUGGAGAAGGCCCUGGCCAUUGCCCAGCAGCGGGGCCUGGCCCAUCUGCAGCCCGGCUCUAUACCGGGCUCUGGAUCCGGCGGCUCCUCUGUACAGCUGCCGACGCAGCUGGUCAGCUACAAGAACUGCAUACAUUUGGCCGCGUGUGCGGCCAACGAGAUACUGCCGAUGAAUGCCCAGCUGCCGGCAGAUCUCUUCACCAGUUGCCUGACCACGCCCAUUAACAUUGCCCUCAAGUGGUAUGCGAUGCAGGAGAAGCUGGGGAUGGUGCCGCACAUCCAAAGCGAAUUGAUUGACAAGAUACCAGGCAAAGUCAACGACAGACGGACCAUGAUGGGAGAACUCAACUGGAUUUUUACGGCCAUCACGGAUACGAUAGCCUGGAAUACGCUCCCACGGGAGCUGUUCCAGCGUCUGUUCCGCCAGGAUCUGCUGGUGGCCAGCCUCUUUCGGAAUUUUCUGCUUGCUGAGCGCAUCCUAAGGAGCCACGAUUGCACGCCCGUAUCGCUGCCGGCACUGCCGCCCUGCUACCGCCAUCCGAUGUGGAAGGCCUGGGAUCUGGUGGUGGACCUGGCACUGCAGCAGCUCCCAGAGAUACUGGACCAUAGCGCCCCGUACCGGCAGCUGCCGUUCUUCGAGCAUCAAUUGACGGCCUUUCAGGUGUGGCUGGACAGCGAAUCGGAGUCGCGCACACCGCCCGAACAGCUGCCGAUUGUGCUGCAGGUGCUGCUGUCGCAGGUGCAUCGCUUGCGGGCGUUGGAGCUGCUGGCCCGCUUCCUGGACCUCGGGCCCUGGGCCGUCAAUCUGGCCCUGGGCGUGGGCAUCUUUCCGUAUGUCCUCAAGCUGCUGCAGAGCUCAACGCGCGAGCUGCGGCCAGUGCUGGUGUUUAUUUGGGCCAAGAUAUUGGCCGUGGAUCCCAGCUGCCAGGUGGAUCUGGUCAAGGAGUACAAGUACUUUCUGUCCGUGCUGCAGGACAGCACCGUCUCCAAGGAGCACCGCAGCCUCUCCGCCUUCGUGCUGGCCUCCAUCGUGCACAACUUCCUGCUCGGACAGACGAGCGCCCUGCAGGGACCCCUGCUCUCCAUAUGCCUGGAGCAGCUUAACGAUCACAGCUGGCUCCUGCGCCAGUGGCUGGCCAUCUGCUUGGGCAUGCUAUGGCAGAACUUUGAGAAGGCCCGCUGGUCGGGGGCCCGUGAUCUGGCCCACGAGAAGCUCUAUGUGCUGCUCCGCGACUCGAUCCCCGAAGUGCGUGCGGCCGCCGUCUUCGCCUUGGGCACCUUCAUCAGCUCCGUGACGGACCGCAGCGAGCAGCAGGCGAACAACAUUGACCGCAUCAUAGCCAUCACUCUGCUGGAGACUGUCGGGGAGGAUAUGUCGCCGCUGGUGCGCCUGGAACUGGCCGCCGCCCUCCAGUGGAUGGUGCUGCUCUUCGAGUCGCAGUUUGUGGCCGUAUAUCUGGCGGAGAAUAUGCGCAGCAGCCAUGCCGCCUCCACCCUCGUGAUGCUCCAUGGCGGCAGUGCCCUGCCGACGGGUGCCCACGCGCUCGCCUCGUCCACCCACAGCCUGGAGCGGCAUAUGACGAUGCGUCGUGGCGUUAGCUCCAGUUCCAUAUCCAAUAUGGGCACGGGCUCUGGCUGCGGUUCGGCCAGUCUAGGUCUCACAGCUGCAGGAGCAGCGGCAGGAGGAGGAGGGCCCAGUCGAGCCGGCAAAAGCAGCGGCGAACGCUCGGGCUCCGUGGGAGGAGUGGCAGCGGGCGCAGGCGUGGCCGGAGGCACCAACAGCAUACCGUUCCAAUCGAUCUUCACCAAACUGUGGCUGGGCAUCUGCCAACUUGCCCAGGAUCCGUUCCCCCAGGUGGCUGCCACCGCCCUAAAGAUUGUCCAUCACGUGCGCGAAACCGCCCGCUUUCCGAUCAUGGCCGCCAAGGAGGCCACGAUGGCCACGGCCUCCGAGAAGUGCAACAGCUUGAGCGUCAGUCUGCCUCCCAGCCCCAACACGCGAGUCACCUAUCUCGGGGGCGCCGUGGGGAGCGGCCAAUCGCCGCCCGUGGGCUGCACCACCGGCGUGAAUGCGGGCGCCAGUGGCGGCGCCACCACAGUGGGUGCCAGCCAUUGGGCCCAGAAGCUGCGGCUGUCAGGGAGUGCCACAGGAGGCGGAGCCGCCGGUGCAGCGGGGGAUCCACAAAUGAUAUUGCAGCGCAAGCUGCGGACGAGCUCGAUCAACGAUGAGACUGACAGCGGACCAGCCUAUGUCCGCGGCGGCGCCGGAGGAGUAGCGGCCGGCGGCCUGGGACCCGCACUUGGAGGAGAGGCGGCUGGCGGUGGCAGCCACUCGGCUCGCAGCAGCGGCAGCGAGAGCAAUCACUACCACGAGCCGGGCAAGGGCCACGGCAGCCAUGGACAGGCGCUGCAGCCCAUAGUCAAGACAGAGUUCAUACCGUGGGCCAUUUCCUACUUUACGCGGCCGGGCAAGCAUCGCUACAGCUCGGCGGAGGGUAAAGCGGAGGGAGAGCAGCGCUACCCCGUGGAUCGCAAUUCGCAGGAGCUGCGCACUCGACGGUAUCGCUACCAGCGCAACGAACUGAUCCGCCGACAGGCGCGACGCCCACAGAGCCACCAAAGCGAACCAAGGGGCCAAGGGCAGGCACGACGGACGCAGCAGAGCCAGAUCACCGAUCAAUUUGGCUACGAUGUGUGCAGCUGGAGCCGGAAAACCCAAUUCACGCCAUCGAUUGUGAAGCUGCUGCCGUACGAAUCCCAGAUAGCCGUGGCCUAUCGCGAGAAGGUCUUGGUCUACGACUUUGUGUGGAAUUCGGUGCGCACCUACGCCGCCGAGGCGUUGGCAGCACACGGCACCAAGGGCACGGGCACCGGAACGGGGGCCAGUGCGGGCGGCAGUGGCUCUGGCUCCACCUCUGGCUCGUCCUCUUCCCUGAACGGCAGCACGCCCCGCAAGCACUCGUCGGGUCUGUCCGGACUGAUGGCCGUGCCCACGUUCGCGCGGGUCAGCAGCAUCGAGUUCCUGAAUGCCCAGGAUCAGGCCCUAACACUGGUGGCCCACGAUGAUGGCAUCGUAAGGGUGUGGCAGCCACCGUCACAGGGCGAGGAUGCCGCUGGAUCGAUGCAGCAGCAGGCCAGGUCUAGUCUGAUCACCGCCUGGACAGCCCUUGCGCCGGUGAACAGCGCCAGCCAGCAGUUGGGCACAGCAACAGGAACCAGCACGGGCACAGGAACUGGCUCACGACAGCGCACCAGCAUCGCGGGAAGCGGAGGAACCAUCAAGAGCAGCGCGGAUCAGGCAGGCGGCGGCGGAUUGCCCAGCAGCUCGGGCAGCUCGAGCAUCAUCACGGCCUGGCAGCAGUACAGCCAACGGCUGGUGGUGGGCGGCGGCGGUUGCCGAUUCCUGCGCAUCUGGGACGUGGAGCGGGAGCUCCGACUGAGCGACAUUCAGCUGCGACGCAACGAGACGACCGUCCGCGUGCUCAGCCCCUAUUUGCCCAACCAGAGCUGUGAAUUGAUACUCGCGGGCUGCGAGGACGGCAGUGUGCAACUGAUCGACAUGCGCUGUGCCACACGCUAUGCCCCCGUCUGUGUAUACAAGCCACGCCGCCACGAUGCACCCAUACUGCACGCGUACAUGCGACCAAACGAGCCGCUCCUAGUGGCAGGCUGUGAGAACGGAACGGUCAGUGUGGUGGAUGUGCGGAAUGGCGGGGCGCGGUUCCCCAUCGGCACUGGGGACCGGGUGCUGUACCAGUGGGAUGCUGGAGCGGAUAUCACAGCCAUUUCCAGCCACCAGAUCGAGGGCACUGUGGCAUGCGGCAAUGCCACCAAGAUCUGCAUCUACUCACUGAAGGGGGAUCUGCAAAAGGUGCUGCGGACCAACGAGGGAUUCAUUGGGCCCAAGACUGGGCACCCCACCUGUCUAUCCUUCCACUCGUACAAGGCGCAGCUGGCAGUGGGAUUUGUGGACAACAUGGUCGCGAUCUACAGUCCCAUGCCAGUUCUAUAAACUCUGCGACAGAUGGAGAACUGACGUCGAUAAGAAUCCCGAAACUUUUAUUAAUGCACG